GGCCGUAUCCAAGUCCGUAACUACAAACCUCAUCAUCAUCAUCAUCAUCCUCAUCAUCAUCAUCCUCAACAACAUGGCGCCAGCGUACAGCUGGACCGCGCAUAGACGCCACGGCACUACUUCAACAAGUUACUUCACUCACUAAACGCAGCGUCGCGAAGAUUUUUUUGUAGCUUUUCUUUUUACUUCUCUUCUUAAACUGUUUGUUUAUUCUCUUUGGCAAGCAAAUAUGCGACUUUUUUGAACAUCUUGGUCUCAUAUACUCACCUGCCUAGCAGAAAGAACAUAUCGUACUGGACCAACUCACAGCUGCUGUAUUUCUUGAAGUGAAAGAAAAGUGGGCACUGAAGAUCACGCAGACGGUGAAAGUACUUUUCCAACAAAAAUAAGCCAUGUAACGGUGCUCGAGAGGCUUUUCUUCAUCAGAGGACAUGCAUCUAAACAUGAGCGAAAAUAACUGUCCACUUGAAGAAAGGGAUAGAGACAGACUUCCUCCAAUACUAAACCAUCAGAACUUGGACCGUGGACCGAAGCUCCCUUUCCCCUCCUAUGGAAGUUUUAUCUCCACCUUGAAUCACAAAAGAGAGUCAGGCAACCACAGUUUCUCCUCUCCAUUCUUUCUACCUGCAGUUAAACAAGUGAGAGAGCUUCCCCCAAUAUAUCCAGAUGUGAGACAGAAGCAUCGUAUCUCUAUUGAUGUACUCCCUCCAGAGGUGAAGGCUCGUUUUGUCUCAGAGCCCAUUAUUCCUAUUCGAACUAAAACAGCCAAAGAGUUUCAGGACGAUGUUGAACGGGCAACUAUCUCAGGGGAUUGGAAGCAAGUCCAUGAUUUCUACUUGACCACGUUUGACUCUUUUUUGGAACUCAACGGUGCCUUUAAGAAAGAAGCAAAUGCUCCCUUCAACACUAUUGAAGACUCAGGAAUAAACAUCAAAUUUGUCAAUAUUGUUUAUGAUACCUUACUCCAUACGCCCGCGGACACACAGAAGUCAGUCCUGAAGGGAAUUAUUAAUAGCUUAUUAAGACAAUGGAAAGGGCCUCGGACAAAGGAUGACCUCAGAGCAUACUUUGUUCUUGUGCAGAACCCUCAGUACACCAGCCCUGCCACAUAUGUCAUCUAUGCACACUUACUGAGGCAAAUAGCAGCCCUGGCUGAAGCGGACCACCAUUUCCUGAUGCACUGGUUUAAAAAGCUGCCUCAGAAGCGUUUCAAGCAGCUGGUGGAGCGUUUGCAACUCUUCAUCACCACCCGCCUAUUUCCUACCAAACCAGAAGAGUUGCCGCCCAUGGCCAAAUGCUCUUGGUGGAUUCCCUCGGCCACUAAAGUCCUCUCCCUGCUUAAUGCUGCAAACAGCAUUUCAUCUGCCCCUAUCAUCCCUUUCACUGAUUUCUACAACCUAACAUUGGACCACAUAGACUUUAUGGAGGAUUACCACACAUGGCAGGUUCAUGGAAAUUCAAACAGGUUCACGUUCUGUCAGUUCCCCUUCAUCCUGUCCACAGUGGUGAAGAAAGCCAUCAUCCAGAGAGAUUCAGAGCAGCAGAUGAUCAGCAUGGCCAGGCAAACCCUGGUGGACAAGGUCUCUCGCAGGCAGAGGGUGGAUAUGAGUCUGCUGUUUCUCAACAUUAAAGUUAGGCGUCUGCAGCUGGUCAGUGACUCACUGGAUGAGCUUUCAAGAAAGCGAGCAGACCUGAAGAAAAAACUGAAAGUGACGUUUGUUGGGGAAGCAGGAUUGGACAUGGGUGGACUCACAAAAGAGUGGUUUCUUCUCCUGAUUCGACAGAUUUUUCACACAGACUACGGCAUGUUCACGUAUGUGAAGGAGUCUCAGUGUUAUUGGUUCAGCAGCUGGAAAUGUGACAACUACUCUGAAUUCCGAUUGGUUGGAGCCCUUAUGGGAUUGGCUGUGUACAACAGCAUCACACUGGACAUCCGUUUUCCCCCCUGUGUCUACAAGAAGCUGCUGACCCCGCCCAUUGUGCCGUGUGACCUCGACACCCCCGUUGGCAUGGCGACCCUCACCCUGGACGACCUCCAGCAGAUUAUGCCUGAUCUUGCUCAUGGCCUUGGGGAACUGCUCAGCUAUGAAGGAAAUGUUGAAGAGGACUUCUAUACCACCUUUCAGGUUUUUCAAGAAGAACUUGGAGUGGUCAAAGCCUAUAAUCUGAAACCAGGGGGGGACAAGAUCCCUGUAACCAAUCUAAACAGAAAAGAAUAUGUCCAGCUCUACAUUGAUUUCCUGCUGAAUAAGUCUAUCUACAGGCAGUUUGCUGCUUUCUAUAAUGGUUUUCACAGCGUUUGUGCUUCAAAUGCCCUAAUGCUCUUAAGGCCAGAGGAGGUUGAGAUCCUGGUGUGUGGUAGUCCUAAUCUGGAUAUGGGCUCUCUGCAGCGAGUGGUGCAGUAUGAGGGCUACAGCAAGACUGACCCCACCGUCCGAGCUUUCUGGGACGUGGUUCUGGCUUUUCCUUUGGAGCUGCAGAAGAAACUGCUCCACUUUACCACAGGAAGUGACCGCGUUCCUGUGGGGGGAAUGGCUGACCUCAACUUCAAGAUCUCCAAGAUUGAUGUCUCCACUGACUGGCUGCCGGUGUCACAUACGUGCUUCAACCAGAUCUGUCUACCUCCAUACAAGAGCAAGAAAGAACUGCGGCAAAAGUUAACUAUUGCCAUUUCAAAUGCGGAGGGUUUCGGAUUAGAGUAGGUUACAGAUGGAGAUAAAAUAAUCUUUUUUUAAACAGGGUUGUGCAUCAGAAUUAUAUUUGACAAUGUCUUUUCAAUUCAGAAUCACUGCAUUUUUACACUGCAUGGUUCAAGUGACCCAAUUCCAGUUUUUUUUUUCAGUUCGGAUAUGGCCCACAUACAGUACAUAUAAGCUAGAUAAAAACACAUGGAUUCCAAUUUUUAGAUCAGAUUUGAACCUCGUUCAUAUGUGGAAAUGCAUCCAAUGUGAAUUGUGCCCUCAUGUCUGCAGUGUAAGCAGGUACAUCAGAUUUUCACCUGUCAGUAGCUAUGUUUCCAUCCACCUAUUUUUAUGUGCAUUUUGUAUAUGCGCAUAAAAAAUUGGUUGAUGGAAAGCCAUGAUGCGCAUAAAUUUAGAAAAUUUACAUAAAACACUUAUGCACAUAACUGAGGAGGAUAAACUUUUUUUUCGGUAAGAAAAUAUGUGCGUAAACUACGAUUGAAACACUUGUACCGAACAAAUUCCAGUAUGCACUAGGGCUGUGCAAUUAAUCGAAAUUUAAUCGCAAUGACAAUUUUAAAUGUUGCAAUUAGCUAAUCGCAAGAGGCUGCGAUAUGAAUGUAUAUUAUUUAAUUUCCCCCACCCAGAGCAAAUGCAUGACUGUCAUCUGUGAGUGACAGUCUUACUAGCCAAUUGAGUGAGCACACUUUUGUUCUGCCCAAUCAGAAUAGUGCAACAGAACUAUGCGGAACUCCCACAAUAAAAAAACAAACAAACAGAAAAGCCCGAACGAAUGGAAUGAUGACGUCUUCUGCUUCAAACGCAUUAAUAGAUGAAUUAGGCCCAAUCCCAAUUCUACCCCUUAGCCCUUACCCUUACCCCUACCCCUCAUUUUGCGCAUUUCCUUUAGCUUACAAAAUAGAAUUUGGAUUGGGCCUUAAUAUCAAAGGAAAAACAGCAUGUGGGUAAUAUGGGAAUAUUUUGGUUUCAAAGUCACAGACAACGAACAAAAAAAGGUCAUUUGUAAGAGCUGUCACAGAAUUGUUGCCAGCAUGAGGAAAUACAACCAGCACCUAAAAUAGCACCACAGGCGGCUAUAUGAGGAGUGUGAUUGAGCUGAAGCUUAACUAAAAAAUUUAAUUGCAAAUCAAAUUGAAAUAUCUGUCAAAAAAUUCGCAAUUAGAUAUUUUCCCCAAAUCACACAGCCCUAGUAUGUGCAUUAAAAAAUUCAUGUGAUUUUGUUAAAAGAGAUCAUAUGAUGAUAAAAAUGUGCGUGAUAGACACACCAGCAGGCUGAGCACAUUGUAAAACAUCUGAAAUGUUGUUUUGGUCAUUCUAAAACACCUUAACUAUUUCAGUAUUUAUUUUAUUAUAUUAUUGCUGACCUCCAGAAUCAAGAGUGGUGUUCAGUGUCUCAUGUCUUCAAACAACACCAUGUGUUCUGUGUGCAUCGGCAUUUGUAUUCUGAGGCACAAGUAAUUCAAUAGAUAAAGAAAAGAUUCACUCAGCUUCUUCUACUGCUGUAAAUUCUGUUUUUAGUUUUUUGAUAUUUGGCACCAGUAAAUCAGUAGGUGAUGAUUUUUUCUCUAUGACUCAUUGGAUAGAAACGCUGCGCAAGUCUUAUGUUCAAUAUUCCAGUUUUGCGCAUACAUUUUAUUUGCAUCUUUGGAUGGAAACAUAGCUAAUGUCAAACCUUUCAAUUUAGUAAAGAUUGUUGACCUUUAUUGAAAAGUUUGAGAAAGAACUUAAAACAUCUAUAGUCUAAAUUAAUCAAAAAUGAUGUUAUGGAUAUUUAAGGUGAUACUAUAUUUCUUGUUGCUGCCAAUGCUUAUUGGAAAAAUGUGGUUUUACCAACUCCAAAAAAGUGCCUGUUCAUAAAAUUUUCUGCAGUUUUCAGAUGAAAUAUACACUAAGGGCAGUAUAAACAUCAAAGCACUUUUGCCACAGUGCAUGAUUUGAUUUACUCAUACACAUGAUGCCAACACAGGCUCAUUCUGAAAACGUAGCCCUAUAUACUUUUCUAGAGAUCACGAAUUAUGUUGCCAGAAGUACGUUUGUGUAAUGUGAAGUGGUUGCUGACAACGGAGUGCGGAUCCAAAUGCAGGAUUUAAUCUACAGAAUGGUCAGGCAAGCAAUGGUCAACACAGGAUGUAUACAGGCAAUCUAGAGUCGUGAUCAUAAAACAGGCAAUUGGUCAAAAGGCGGGCAGCAGACAGGAAUAAACAGUAAAACAAACAAAACAAAGUGAGGGUCAAAACCAGCAAGGCAAGAAAACCGUGUAAUAAUGUUCACAAACAGUAUAACAAGACUCUGCCCAGAGGUGUAUGUGUAUGCGGUUUAUAAAGUCUAUGUUAUCAGUUCAUGAGCGGCUCCCAGCCGUGAGUGUGUGUACUCUACUGAAUGUGGAACAGGUGCGUGUGAGCGGUGCAUGAUUGAAACUUGUAGUCCAUGUAAUGGCUAGUCCGUUAGCGAUCUGUGUGUUUACCAGAAACCUGCUAAGAUUAGAUCGCUGGUGAUUGUGACAGUAUUGCCUCAUAUUGUUUUUAAAACAAAUGCUACAGGGCGAUAUGACAGCGUUCCUUUUUGCACUUACCAGCUGACCGAUUUCCUCCGUAUGGAUAGCUUUCCGGCUGUGAUCAGUUUGUCCAGUUAGCUCGCCAUGUACAUCAGUGGACUUGAUCCAAAAAAUAAAAUAGACAAGUAAAUAACAAAGUGAGAAUGUGGUAAAAUAUAAAAACCUGAUGAAAAUCGGGUGUGGGCUUUUCUUUUUCUGCAUUGCUUUUUAAAUUUGUCGGUUGAGUUUAGGGAAGUUGGUGGGCAGGUCAAUUGGUU
This is a messenger RNA of Danio aesculapii, 5513 nucleotides long. RefSeq names its product HECT domain containing 2 (gene hectd2). The transcript has 21 exons. Gene Ontology annotation, molecular function: ubiquitin protein ligase activity. NCBI's taxonomy places the organism in Eukaryota, Metazoa, Chordata, Actinopteri, Cypriniformes, Danionidae. The record is from RefSeq and is a predicted model, not a curated record. Gene Ontology annotation, biological process: protein polyubiquitination. Bases 432 to 2702 code for a protein of 756 amino acids.